AUGGCGGAACCGAUCGCCAUCACCACGAUGGACGCCGGGACUCAAACCGAGAUGCGCACCUCACCGGCUUCCUUGACCCGCUCUCAUCCCGCCAAGAAGCCAUCUCAUCAGCGCCGCGUCAAGCCGCCUUGGAUCGCCGCCAGGUCACAGCAGGAAGCGCGCGACCGACUGAAGCACCCGCUGCGCGAGUCUGUUAACGUCGAGGACAACGCCCACCUACCGUCGCCAAUCAGGGCGGCUUUCACGUACAUUGAUGAGCUCCUCGAUGAUGGCYAAAAGGACAUCAUGUCCGACGCCACAAUCCCACCAGAUGAUGACGCGGAGCUACCCACCUGA
This is a messenger RNA of Ramularia collo-cygni, 336 nucleotides long. RefSeq lists its product as uncharacterized. The coding region runs from base 1 to 336 and encodes 111 amino acids. NCBI's taxonomy places the organism in Eukaryota, Fungi, Ascomycota, Dothideomycetes, Mycosphaerellales, Mycosphaerellaceae. The record is from RefSeq and is a predicted model, not a curated record. The transcript is spliced from 2 exons.